Molecule: messenger RNA, 901 nt
Organism: Zychaea mexicana
Lineage: Eukaryota; Fungi; Mucoromycota; Mucoromycetes; Mucorales; Lichtheimiaceae
Product: Snf7 family
Exons: 6
Coding region: 61-699 (212 amino acids)
Biological process (GO): vesicle budding from membrane; late endosome to vacuole transport via multivesicular body sorting pathway
Cellular component (GO): ESCRT III complex; multivesicular body
Source: RefSeq, a predicted model, not a curated record
UUUUAUUUUUUUGGCGCAAGGCUCAGCCUUAUCUUUUCUUCCAACUUGAUACGUCUAGGAAUGGGUUCGAGUGUCUCAAAAAACAAAAUCACUUCACGAGACAGAGCCAUUCUUGAUCUCAAACUUCAAAGAGACAAAUUAAAAAAAUAUCAAAAGGGUAUAAAUGCAGUGCUUGAAAAAGAAGUGCAAGUGGCACGAACCGCUCUAAGCCAAGGCAACAAAAAGAAGGCGCUUUUGGCUUUAAAAAAGAAAAAGUACCAGGAACAACUUUUAGAAAAGACAGAUCAGCAGUUGGUGAAUCUCGAGGAACUGACACAAUCGAUCGAAUAUGCAGUUGUUGAAAAACAAGUCCUGGAUGGCCUCAAAAACGGCAAUUCUGUGCUUAAGGAAAUACACAAGGAGAUGUCGCUGGAGGCUGUAGAGCGUUUAAUGGAUGAUACUGCAGAUGCGAUCGCUUAUCAAAACGAAAUCGAUGAGAUGCUGAGCGGUCAGAUCACGAGUGAAGAUGAGGAAGAAAUCUUACAAGAGCUCGAGAGUUUGCAGCAACAAGAGCUUGAAGCACAGUUACCUGAAAUACCUGAUAAGCCGAUACCCGGUACUGAGCGUAAAGAAGAGGACAAUUUACCAAAAGUUCCAACACACACCCCGAAAGAACAAGAAAAAGUCAAGCAAAAAUCCGGCGAGGCAAUGCUGGCAUAACUAUGACGCGGAGAAGAGGGAAUUUUUUUAUUUUACAUGAUAUCGGUACAGUAGUUUUUGUAAAGGAAAAUACGGGAAUCAAGUAAUAAACACUACAACGAAGUGCUACAGUGAAAUGAAGCAACCGAGCUGUUAUCGCUUGUUGCCAAACGUACGAUCAAGACAGACUGCUGUCAACCUCAAUAAGUUUUCUACUACAUAU